GUUAUCGAUAACAGGUGAAUGAGUUUGUGAAGGCCCAUCGUAAUGCGACGCAGUUUGGCGCCCAGCCAACGGGGGCCUUUGCGUCCCGAGUCGCGGCACUCCUUCACUCCGCCACUGCUGAAGAAGAACAAAAGAGCCUGCCAGCAGGAACUGGAGCGGGAGCAGGAGCUGGACAGGAAGCGCCAGAGCGCCCUUCGCGAUGAUGGCAACACAGUGGAGCUCCCGCUGCCCAUUCGCUUCACGGCGAACAGCGAGUACGAGCGGGCUAUUGCCAAGGUGCUGGCCCGCAAGUUUAAGGUGCCCAUGGACAACUACAUUCCGGAUUACGGGGGGAAACGAGUCCUGGGCGUUCGACGCUGCAUUUCCCGGCGACCCCUGCACGAUCCGCUGGCCUGCAACGCCCUGGUGCUGUUCCAUCCGCCCGCCUACACGGAGCACGAACGCAUGUCCAUGGAUCCCACCCAGAUUCUGGUGCACGUAGUGGUGGAUCCGCUACUCAGCAAUAUCCUGCGGCCUCACCAACGCGAGGGCGUGCGCUUCAUGUACGAGUGUGUGGAGGGAAAGCGCGGCAACUUCAACGGCUGCAUUAUGGCCGACGAAAUGGGCCUGGGAAAGACGCUGCAGUGCGUCACGCUGGUGUGGACACUCCUAAGGCAGGGCCCGGAGUGCAAGCCCACGAUCAACAAGGCCAUUGUCGUGUCGCCGUCGUCGCUGGUGAAGAACUGGGAGAAGGAGUUCACCAAGUGGCUGCAAGGACGACUUCUCUGCCUGCCCAUGGAGGGUGGCAACAAGGAGAACACCAUCAAAGCACUCGAGCAGUUCUCCAUGACCUCCUCGCGGCUGGGCACGCCCGUCCUGCUCAUCAGCUACGAGACAUUCCGCAUCUACGCGGAUAUUCUGUGCAAGUACGAGGUGGGAAUGGUGAUUUGCGACGAAGGGCAUCGGCUGAAGAAUAGCGACAAUCUCACAUACCAGGCACUGAUGGGCCUGAAGACAAAACGGCGGGUCCUGCUCUCCGGUACGCCCAUUCAGAACGAUCUUACGGAGUACUACAGUCUGGUGAACUUUGUGAAUCCAGAGAUGCUGGGUUCGGCGACCGUUUUUAAGCGCAACUUUGAGAGCAGUAUUCUCCGGGGCCAGAAUGCCGACUCCACGGAAGGCGAACGACAACGGGCCAUCGAGAAGACGCAGGAACUGAUAGGUCUAGUCGAUCAGUGCAUCAUCCGGCGCACCAAUCAGAUUCUCACAAAAUACCUGCCUGUUAAGUUUGAGAUGGUCAUUUGCGCCAAGCUAACGCCGAUUCAGCUUGAGCUUUAUACGAAUUUCUUAAAGUCGGAUCAAGUUCGCCGAAGUUUAGCUGAUUGCAAUGAGAAGGCCUCGCUCACGGCCCUGGCUGACAUUACAACGCUAAAGAAGAUUUGCAGUCAUCCGGAUCUCAUUUAUGAGAAGCUUACUGCACGGGAAAAGGGCUUUGAGAACUCGCAGAAUGUCCUGCCUAGCAAUUACAAGCCCAAGGAUCUAAAUCCAGAGCUUAGUGGCAAGUUCAUGCUCCUGGAUUUCAUGCUGGCCGCCAUUCGCGCCGACGGCAAUGACAAAGUGGUCCUCAUCUCGAAUUACACCCAGACCCUGGACUUGUUCGAGCAGUUAGCAAGGAAGCGAAAGUAUGGAUUUGUACGCCUUGAUGGCACCAUGUCCAUCAAGAAGCGCUCCAAGGUUGUUGACCGGUUCAAUGACCCGGAGUCGGACAGUUUCCUUUUCAUGCUGAGCAGCAAAGCGGGCGGUUGCGGCUUGAAUUUAAUAGGAGCCAAUCGCCUGUUCAUGUUCGAUCCCGACUGGAAUCCGGCCAACGAUGAGCAAGCAAUGGCCAGAGUAUGGCGUGAUGGGCAGAAGAAGCCUUGUUACAUUUAUCGCCUCGUUGCCAGUGGUUCUAUUGAGGAAAAGAUUCUGCAGCGGCAGACGCACAAAAAGUCCCUGUCCAGCACCAUUAUUGACAACAACGAGUCGGCCGAGAAGCAUUUCACCCGUGACGACCUGAAGGACCUGUUCACAUUUGAUGCAAAUAUCUUAUCCGAUACCCACGACAAACUCAAAUGCAAGCGGUGCGUCCAAAACAUCCAAACGAAGCCACCGCCUGAUGACACGGACUGCACUUCGCACUUGUCCCAGUGGUAUCAUUGCGCCAACAAUCGCGGCCUGCCAGACCACAUUCUCGCCCAGGCCUGGACGGAUAGCAAGUGUGUGUCCUUUGUCUUCCACCACCGGUCGCAGGCUCAGGAAAUUGUGGCCAAGGAGGAGGAGGAACAGCCACAGGAAAAGCCCGCCAGCCGCAAGCGUCCAUCAACACCCCUCAGUGAUGACAGCGCCGAUGAGGACUUCAUUGGGUUCUAGCAGUUGUUAGCAGUUUAUUGUUUAUCAACUCGCCGUCGUUCGGUUACUUAGGUCUAAACUUAAGAUACUUUUUCUGGCCUCCUAGCAAUCUUAACAAUUAAAUAGUUUAACAUUUCAAAAAUGGAACCAGCACAAAAUGUAGACGUGCUAGGGACGAAAGCUCUUAUGAACAAAUCUGGCAAACUAGGAAUCAGUUCAAUGAGUUUAUUUCUUGUGAAAUACUGAUUAAUUUCUAUAGCCUAAAAUGGUCGCCAAUUGUGUCGAAUUGUAGGUUAACAAAGCUCAGUACAAAUAAACUUCGCGCCGUUAGGAGUUUGGAAAAA
This is a messenger RNA of Drosophila biarmipes, 2711 nucleotides long. RefSeq names its product DNA repair and recombination protein RAD54-like (gene okr). Gene Ontology annotation, molecular function: ATP binding; DNA translocase activity; ATP-dependent chromatin remodeler activity. Gene Ontology annotation, cellular component: nucleus. Gene Ontology annotation, biological process: double-strand break repair via synthesis-dependent strand annealing; reciprocal meiotic recombination. Bases 43 to 2388 code for a protein of 781 amino acids. The transcript is spliced from 6 exons. The record is from RefSeq and is a predicted model, not a curated record. NCBI's taxonomy places the organism in Eukaryota, Metazoa, Arthropoda, Insecta, Diptera, Drosophilidae.